UGUCUUCUGAAGCAAGUCUGUUUGUAUUUUAGGUUUGCCAGGACUAAUGAAUUAAAACGUUUGGACUCUCCAAGCUUGCUGUUUAUCAAUGCCUCUGACAGGAGGAGGGUUUUCUUUUGCUCUUGCUUUUUCUAGAAACAUGACAACAUCCUGGCUGCUGGAGAGGCAACGAGUGGCCGAGGCAGCGGCUGGCCCUGGAUUACACAAGUGCAGACACUCCACUAAGUGAGCUGGAAGACCCAGGAGAAGGCCGGGCCUCAGGCGCCCACAUGAUCAGCACAGCAAGGGUACCUGCGGAUAAGCCAGUGCGCAUCGCCUUUAGCCUCAAUGAAGCCUCAGAUGAUACAACUUCUGAAGACUCCAUUCCUUUGGUCUUUCCAGAAUUAGACCAGCAACUACAGCCCCUGCCACCUUGUCACGGCUCUGCAGAAUCCAUGCAGGUGUACAGACAGCACUGCCAAAUAGCAGAAGAGUACCAUGAGGUCAAAAAGGAGAUCGCUUUGCUUGAGGAAAGGAAAAAGGAGCUCAUUGCCAAGCUGGACCAGGCAGAAAAGGAGAAAGUGGAUGCUGCCCAGCUGGUUCAGGAAUUCGAGGCUCUGACAGAGGAGAAUCGGACCCUGAAGUUGGCCCAGUCACAAUGUGUGGAGCAACUGGAAAAACUUAGAAUACAGUAUCAGAAGAGGCAGGGGUCAUCCUAACUUGAAAUUAUUAAAUAUGAGCAUAAGAGGUUGGUGACUGCUGUGCUGUGCACUGGCCAAAAGUCUUUUAUUGUGAAGGGAUAGCAAACCAAAUCCAUUGCUUCUCUUUAUUACCCACAUGGCAAAUGUCUAGAAUGAGAGUUUAAUGCUUUUCAGCUUUUAGCUUGAGAGAGGGGAUAUUUUAUAUUAAGUGAUCUCAUUAGUGCAAAGCUAUUACCAGUAUAUAUUUUCAGAGAUCAGAAUUCUUUUUCAAAGAUAUAUGUAUAUAUCUAUAUCUAUAUCUAUCUAUCUAUCUAUCUAUCUAUCUAUAUCUAUCUAUCUAUCUAUCUAUAUACAUAUAUAUAUUCUUAUUUAGGAGGAUGUGAUCAUAUUGUACAUCAGGAUGGGAAAUAAUAAAAAUAGAAUAUUGACUGACCCUGCUAGAAAUCAUAAGCCAUGAAACAAACCAGUAAAAUGCUCAUUGUCGUUCCACGUCUGUGCAUUUUUAAAUUUCAUGCUUUUAAUAUUUCAGAUCUGCUCAAAUAUCAAUCCUUCGAAAUGGCUCCACGUAUAUUUAUGUUCACCAAUCAGAUGCAAUCCCUCACGGAUAGGUUUCCUCAGAAUAAAUGGUCACGUGCAUAUCCAUAAAGGUUUUCUCCUGAAAAUAUUAGCAGAAAUCAGGUCUGCGCCAAAAGCUCAUCUGCCUGUGCUGACUUGCUGUUGGGAUAAAGAAACAGAAAAGGCUUCAUUUUCUCCAUCUGCAUUCACUCCCUGGCAAUGUCUCUGCCUUUACUUGCAUGUGUUCUGGAGGGUUUGGGGGCAAUGGAAAAGUGUGGACCUUGCUUUGGUCAGUUCCCAUGAAAAUAUUAAUGAAGUUACAACUACUGCUUUUCUUUGGACUUAAAGAGGUAUUUUAGGUCUGUAAUGACUGAUAGGAAUAUAAAUUUCAAAUUAAAAUACUUUUUCUUUUAUUCUAGCAGUUACAUUUUCUCAAAUUGAUCUUUGUUUUAUGUCCAUUUCUAUUCAUGUAACUUUUUUUUCAUUAAACAUUGAUUAAGAACUGCUGAGUUGUAUUUUUCCCCUUUCUUAACCCCAUUUAUGUUGAAAGCUAGAUUGCUCAACCUGGUUAGAAUGGAUGUUCUGUUGUCUGUGCUUAAAAAACCCCAACAAAAACAUAGGAGUCAUUUUCCUUUGAAAGGCUGUGGUUUCCCAUAUGAAAAACUCAGAGCUCUAAUACUGAUUAUGAUUCAUUUAUGCCUUGAGAUAUUUUUUCAUGGAACAUAAAGAACAGAUCCUAAAAAUAAUAAGAUGGCCUUGGAUAGGUGAGUGAUUCUCACCCGGGAGUGAUUUUACCCCAGAGAUAUUUGGCAGUGGGUGAGAGGUACUACUGGCUACUGGGGGUGGAGACUAGGGGUGCUGCUAAAUGUCCUGUGGAGCACAGGGAGGUCUCCCCACAAAGUACUUUCUGGACCAACAUGUCAUUGGCUCUGAGAAUGCUGUCCCUGGGGAAGACUGGGCAGUCUGGGCAAUGCCCCAUGGAAGCACAUUCCAGGGCCAGAGGUUCUUGCUAUGCAGUGCAGACUCUAAGAGGCUUUUUACUACCUAAAUCCUCAGCUGCCUCAUUUGUAAAAUGAAGCUUUUCUACAGAUCCCAAAGAUGCAAUGUUAGGCUAUUCACCCUUAUGUUGCUUUCCUACUUGGCCAAAGGUGAAAGUAUCUGUGAUACCGGAAAAACUUUCCUUUUCAGUAACUCCAAGGCUUGCAAAUACUAAUACCCCCUACUAUUAUGGACUACUGGAUGAUAUUGGAUUAUUUUUUUGA
Octodon degus (degu) is the source of this 2497-nucleotide messenger RNA. RefSeq names its product MAP3K7 C-terminal like (gene Map3k7cl). NCBI's taxonomy places the organism in Eukaryota, Metazoa, Chordata, Mammalia, Rodentia, Octodontidae. The coding region runs from base 270 to 698 and encodes 142 amino acids. The transcript is spliced from 6 exons. The record is from RefSeq and is a predicted model, not a curated record. Gene Ontology annotation, cellular component: nucleus; cytosol.